UUCAUCUUCUACUCCAAAUCAGCCCCCUUUUUUGUUCUCUCAGUAAAAUGGACGCCAAAUCCAGAACAAGAGUCACGGUUCUGUACCAUGUCUUGGCCAACUCAUGUUAUCGAGCCGCCAGAAAAAUGUUCUUCCUUUUGAGGUCAAACAACAAUAACCCUUCUCUCAAAACACCCCUCCCCCAAUUCCCUCUCUACCCCCACAUCUCUAAAUGCACCCUCCAAAACAGACACUCCCAAACGCUCGUCUGUGACUUAAACGGUGCGCUUUUGAGCCACAAUUCCUUCUUCCCGUAUUUCAUGCUGGUCGCCUUCGAAGCCGGCAGCCUUCUCCGAGCCAUUCUCUUGCUUCUCUCGUGGCCCAUUCUGUGCCUUCUCGAUUGGGACACCAAAUUGAGGGCCACCAUUUUCAUCUCCUUCUGUGGGCUCCCAAUUAAGGACAUGGCCAACGUGGCCUUGACGGUUCUCCCCAAGUUUUAUCUCGACCAUCUUAACUUUCAUGCGUUUGAGAUCUUUCAGGCCACUGGCUCCAAGGUGGUGUUCACGAGUAUGCCUAGAGUUAUGGUGGAGGGGUUUUUGAUAAAUUAUUUGAAUGUUGAUGAUGUUAUAGGGACUGAGUUGCAAACCUCUGGUUCUGGCCGAUACUUUACUGGCUUGGUGGCCCGGAAUGGCCUGCUUGUGAAGCACACGGCUUUGAAGGAUUAUUUUGGAGAACAAAUGCCUGAUGUUGGUAUUGGAGCUCCAAAUCUCCAUGACCAUCUUUUCAUCUCUCUUUGCAAGGAAGCUUAUGUAGUGAACAAGGAGGACAACAAAAGGGCAGCAAGAGAGAAAUGCCCAAAGCCAAAGCCAGUCAUAUUCCACGAUGGAAGAUUGGCGUUCUUGCCAACCCCUUGUGCAACUCUGUUCAUGAUCCUGUGGCUUCCUCUGGGGAUUGCUUUGGCCAUUUUCAGAAUCAGCAUCGGCGUUUUCCUCCCUUACAAAUUGGCCAUGCUAUUGGGCUCAUGGAGUGGGCUACGCAUAAAUCUCAAAGGCUACAUCAAGCCGAUCCCAAGCUCGGAGGGUAAAAAGGGAGUUUUAUAUGUGUGCAGCCACCGGACACUGUUGGACCCUGUUUUCCUGAGCACCUCAAUGGGGAAGCCAUUAACCGCAGUCACUUACAGCCUCAGCAAAUUCUCGGAAGUCAUAGCUCCAAUCAAGACCGUUAGAUUGACGAGGGACAGAGGCAGAGAUGGGGAAUUGAUGCAGAAAUUGCUCGGAGAAGGGGACCUGGUGGUCUGCCCUGAAGGGACGACAUGUAGGGAGCCUUACUUGCUGAGAUUCAGCCCGCUGUUUGCGGAGCUGACGGAUGAGAUCGUGCCGGUUGCUGUGAGUACGAGGGUGAGUAUGUUUUAUGGGACGACAGCGAGUGGGCUCAAAUGGUUGGAUCCGAUAUUCUUUUUGAUGAAUCCGAGGCCGAGUUACGACAUGGUGGUUCUUCCCAAGCUGCCGCGGGAGCUGACCUGCGCCGGAGGGAAGUCCAGUUACGAAGUUGCUAAUUACAUUCAGAGACAGCUGGCGGAUGUGUUGGGAUUUGAAUGUACCAAACUUACCAGAAAGGACAAGUACUUGAUGUUGGCUGGGAAUGAAGGGUUUGUCCAAGAAAAAGGCCCUUGAAAUUUUAUUACUUUAUAACUUUAAAAUUACAUAACAACAUAUUUCAUAUUUACCCAUUUGAUUUUUCUUUUCUUUUCUUUUCUUUUUUGUGGGUUUUUGGUACAAAUGAAUCGACAUGGAAUUUCUUUGGGGUGGAUUUGCUUUUGUGCCGUAUAAUAAGUUCAUGAAUUUUUCUUGCGGAAAUAUACACUGGUGUAGGAUUUUGUGAUGUGUAAA
This is a messenger RNA of Momordica charantia (bitter melon), 1868 nucleotides long. RefSeq names its product glycerol-3-phosphate acyltransferase 1 (gene GPAT1). Gene Ontology annotation, molecular function: phosphatase activity; glycerol-3-phosphate 2-O-acyltransferase activity. Lineage: Eukaryota; Viridiplantae; Streptophyta; Magnoliopsida; Cucurbitales; Cucurbitaceae. The record is from RefSeq and is a predicted model, not a curated record. Gene Ontology annotation, biological process: cutin biosynthetic process. Gene Ontology annotation, cellular component: membrane.